Wyeomyia smithii (pitcher-plant mosquito) is the source of this 3243-nucleotide messenger RNA. RefSeq names its product signal peptide peptidase-like 3 (gene SppL). Gene Ontology annotation, cellular component: lumenal side of endoplasmic reticulum membrane; cytoplasmic side of endoplasmic reticulum membrane; Golgi-associated vesicle membrane. Gene Ontology annotation, molecular function: aspartic endopeptidase activity, intramembrane cleaving. Gene Ontology annotation, biological process: membrane protein proteolysis. NCBI's taxonomy places the organism in Eukaryota, Metazoa, Arthropoda, Insecta, Diptera, Culicidae. The transcript is spliced from 7 exons. The record is from RefSeq and is a predicted model, not a curated record. Bases 989 to 2209 code for a protein of 406 amino acids.
UGUCACAGACACCAACAUAUAAUGCACACAUCGACUGAGCUAGCUGAACUCCCGAUCGUCGACUUUGCUUUGGCGGUGGAGAAACAAAUAAAGUUUGUUGAAUACUCGUACCUGUAAAGUGAAGUAGUGAAAGAUUGCAAUCGAGUGGUCCGUGGUACGGUAGUCCGCUGGUGUCGUCAUAAUCGUGAAGUGCUAAUUCGUAGUUUUAAGAGUGCCAUAACGAAAGGUGAAAACUUUUUCUCGCUACUGAAACUUCAGGUUGAAAUUAAAAUAAUUGGAAAAGCGAUUUGCUGGUUAUACAGGUGUGCUACUAUCAGACAGGUUCAAUGAUAAUAGAUGCAAUUCUGCAUCUGAAUCGUGACAGCAAAUUUUCAUAGCAGAAGAUUGACAAGUGUUAAUGUAUUGAGUAAGAAGCUGAUCUCCGCUGAUGGUAAGCUACACCAUAAGCGGUUGAAUGCGACCAGACGAGGAGUAAGAAAAAAAGCUGGCAACUUUUUUGGUGCGCCGUGGAAUUGAAAGUGGAUCAAAAGCUCCAGUAGUCAGAAGCGGAGUGUCUGUAGUAGCAAAAAAUAAGAAGAAAACCCGUAGUAAUUAAACAAGUGAAUAGUGUUUGUGGUUGGUAGUGGCUGGAUACAGUUUGCAUAAAUUUGGAAUUGAUGUUUCCCGGAUAUCUGACCGAAUCUUGAUACAAAAUACCAGCGCAGGUAGCUGGAUCGAAACACCCAUUGAAAAGUGACAGUGUUCCAAUGAGCAAGCAACCAUGAAUAAAUAAAAAAAUGCACUAGCAAAAGGAUUCAAGAUUUGUAGCCGUUUGGUCGGGUGGUGUACGUAACUGGCUACGCCUGCCUUAUCAUUUGGCUAACUUUCAAGACAUACUCAGUUGUAAAGGUGCGACUGCAGUUUAUUCCAGCGAUCACCUAAGACCGUUGUGGUCCAUAACGGAUUCCUCGAAAGGGAUCCGCCUUCGAGGAAACGUUCCAAUCGCGCAAUGUCGGAAGGAUUUGUUGCUGGUGCGCAGCAAGAAGAUAUACUCCAGCAGCAGCAAUCGCAGGCAGAGUAUCAGUGGUCCUCAUACACCAUCAUGGAUUCGUCCCGAGUUUCAACCUGCCUUAUUUCGAUGCUCCUGAUUGUAUAUGGUAGCUUCCGUAGCCUCAAUAUGGAACAGGAGCAACGCGAAAAGGAGAAAAAGCGUCAAAGCGAAAGCAUGAACAAUCUCAUCACAGGUGAACCUGUACAACAGGAGCAAAAUAAAUUUGCUACAUUAGAUACGAUGCACGCCCUGUGUCUUCCGCUGGGAGCUUCUAUAUCACUGCUUGUGAUGUUCUUUUUCUUUGAUUCAAUGCAAAUGUUAUUCGCCGUUUGUACAGCAAUCAUCGCCACUGUUGCGCUAGCAUUCUUGUUGCUACCGAUGUGUCAGUAUAUUAUUCGUCCCUGUUCAGAUGGAAAUCGGAUAUCCUUCGGCGUGUGUGGCCGUUUUACAGCUGCCGAGCUGUUCAGCUUCUCUCUAGCGGUAUCGAUUGUCUGCAUCUGGGUUUUAACAGGUCAUUGGCUAUUGAUGGAUGCCAUGGGCAUGGGACUUUGCGUUGCAUUUAUUGCCUUCGUUCGGUUACCUAGUCUAAAAGUGUCCACCUUACUACUCACAGGACUGCUGAUCUAUGAUGUAUUUUGGGUAUUUUUUUCGUCAUACAUUUUCAAUACCAACGUAAUGGUCAAAGUAGCAACUCGACCCGCCGAUAACCCGGUUGGAAUCGUUGCGCGGAAGUUGAAUCUCGGUGGAAUAGUAAGAGAACCGCCCAAGUUGAACCUUCCAGGAAAGCUGGUAUUUCCCAGUAUUCACAACAGCGGUCACUUCUCUAUGCUCGGGUUAGGUGAUAUUGUAAUGCCUGGAUUACUGCUAUGUUUUGUACUCCGUUAUGAUGCAUACAAGAAAUCCCAAUGCACGCAGACUGCAGAAACGGGAAUUCCUCCACCGAGAGGAGUCGGCUCGAAGCUUACUUAUUUCCAUUGUUCCUUAUUAGGUUAUUUCCUCGGUUUACUUACCGCAACCGUUAGUUCGGAAGUUUUUAAAGCAGCACAGCCUGCAUUGCUGUACCUAGUUCCGUUCACAUUGCUACCUCUGCUGACGAUGGCUUAUUUGAAGGGUGAUUUGAGACGAAUGUGGAGUGAACCAUUCAUUAUUCAGCAAACAUCAAAGCAGUUAGAGGUAUGAACUGUAACCGCUAUUUAUUACGAAGACAUACAUAUAUAGUAUUAAGAUUACCUUGAAAGGUAAAGUAAAACAAAUUCUUCAGAAUGAGAACAUGAUUAGUGUAAGUUACUACACACAUAAGAGCUAAAAAUAAAACAAUUCAGAUAUGAUUAUGAAUGUAUUUAGCAACAAAACGAUCAAAGUAGGAGACAGGCAGAAGAACACGUCACCAUGCGUCAUUAUACUCCAGAGAAAGAAAUUGAGAUCAUUCUCAGUUAGAACAAGCAGUUUGAACAAAUAUUAUACGUGAAUACAGACAGCUACAUUACAAGCUAGUAUAGAAAUUAUCUACAGUUAGGAAUAAUUUUUUGUGAAUUUUAACAUCUUUAGUUUUUUUCUUUCGAAGAUUAUAGCAAUUAAUACGUACGAUUAAUUUACAUUAAAUCUUGAACAAAUUGCGGUUGUAGCCACUGUGCACCAGAGAAGUUAGACUUCGUUAAUCAAACGUAACGAUUAUUUUAUAUACUCCCAUGCAGAGCAAAUACCAUCUUCAUACAGUACCUCUAGCUAUUUCAUCUAAUUUAAAAAUCAGUAAGCUUUGUAAUAGCUUUUCAUUGAAAAUGCGCGGUUUUUAAAUGUCAUCGUUCGACUGAAGCAAAAAUACAUAAGUAGCAAGUGAAACUGAAUCGAAGUAAUGUCCCAGUAAAGUCAAAUUAUUAGAAAGCUUUAGGUUUUUGUGUGUACAGGCAGGGCAGGUACCGUUUUUGAUCGCAAUUUUCGAGUAGACUAGAUCGAUAGUCGCUAUCAUGUGUUCUGCGAAAUUUGUUCGAAAUAGAUCCGAACCACAUAGCGAUAGAGAAUGUUCAACCAUCAGUCAUGGAUUCUCAUACACACCUAUAGCUAAAUGCGACAUGACAAAAAAAUAAAACAUAAAAAUGUGAUAAAUAAUUUUGUAUAAUCUCUUAACUCUCUGUGCAUGCCUAUCUCGAAUGUAUACUUUAUUUUGAAUAGAGCAGUCUGUUUAAAAUAGUGAAAUAAAACUCGUUUUUGAACAA